AAGUGCUUAAAAAAAUCAGGGAAACCAAUCGCAAACAGUUAAAACAUCGUAUCGAUGGAUCUUCCGCCGUUUGGCACCCAAUGAUUUCUACUUAUUCCCGCAGAUUAAAAAUAAAUUGCGAGAAGUAGAAAACAUUUUCCGACAAUUGUUCAAACGAAUGCAAAAGUUAAUGUUUCAUAUAUCUGUGAACAACUCAAAUCGUAUUGGUAUGACAACACGUUCUGAGUACGUUCACCAUUAAAUAUGUCAAACUUUAUGAUGUCAAUGUCAGAUUUGACAUAUUCAAAUCAGUCUUGCCAUAUCUCAAAACUUAAGUAGCAUCCCUUUUACAAAUAUAAAUUCUUUUCGACACAGCUAUACUAUAAACGUUUCUUUAUUAUUCGGGUACCUGGUACAUUUUUAUUAUAAUUAAUAUUUCGCAAUUGAACAAUUGAAUUAACGUAUAUAAAUAAUCCGAAAUCGGUACUGGAAUUGUAGUGGGGACAACUGGAUAUCACGUAUAUGGUAGUGGGGACACGUGUUAGCGUCAGGUUCUAGGCGUAUUGCACGUUUCUAUUAGUUGCCAAAAUUGAGACAACUGGUGUAAAUCGACUUGAAGAAUCAACAGACAGGAAAACAAAACUUUGGUCAAUAGAAUCAUAAAUCUAUGGUCUCUUUUGCUUUGACGAAGAUGACGGCCGUUAUUCGCCCCCUAAUAAUAUGCGGACCAUCGGGGGUAGGAAAAAGUACGCUGGUUGCGAAAAUUUUGGAAGAAUAUCCCGAAAAAUUUGGUUUUUCCGUCAGCCACACGACGCGGAAACCUAGACCGGGUGAAAAAGACGGCGUUCAUUACCAUUUCACUACGGUAGAAAAAAUGAAAAAUGCCAUAGCCGAUGGCAAUUUUAUAGAAAGUGCAGUAUUCAGUGGAAAUAUGUACGGUACCAGUAAAAUGGCCGUACAAGAAAUUGCCAAUAAUGGCAAAGUAUGUAUUUUGGACAUCGACGUCCAAGGUGUGAAGCAAAUAAAAUGUACAGAUUUGAACGCGUGGAGUAUUUUCGUAAAACCGCCUAGUUUAGAUGCACUUAAAGAACGAUUAUUGUCUCGAAAGACGGAAACUGAGGAAAGUUUACAGAAGAGGUUAGGAAUCGCCGAAGAAGAAAUAAAAUACGGGAUAACGCCGGGUAAUUUCGAUUUGGUUAUAGUCAAUGACGAUUUCGAAAGGGCUUACAAGGAAUUCAAAGAUUUUAUUGUUAAUAACGUUUUAGUAUUCAGAUGUAAUGUAUAACGCGCUUAUAUUAAUCAGUAUCAUUCCUGUUUAUAUAUAUAUAUAAAUAUCUAUAUUAAUACAUAAAUCGUUUAAGCUUGA
Diorhabda sublineata is the source of this 1345-nucleotide messenger RNA. RefSeq lists its product as uncharacterized. Gene Ontology annotation, cellular component: cytosol. Gene Ontology annotation, molecular function: GMP kinase activity. Gene Ontology annotation, biological process: purine nucleotide metabolic process. Bases 647 to 1264 code for a protein of 205 amino acids. NCBI's taxonomy places the organism in Eukaryota, Metazoa, Arthropoda, Insecta, Coleoptera, Chrysomelidae. The transcript is spliced from 3 exons. The record is from RefSeq and is a predicted model, not a curated record.